CCAAAUCAAUAAUUUUGUGUGAUACUUAAAUUUGUGGCAUUAAUCACAAUGUUUCUUAUCGUUCUUGUUUCUGGUAUAGACGGAAGAGAAUCUUGUUUAUUUAGUUAAAUUUGUGAAAUAAAAACAGUAAUGUGUUAGUAUGUUAGUAAAUCAGUUUUCUUCAGUGUUUAUAGUGUGAAUCAAUGAAAAUAGAGUAUACAUUUGAAAAUGGUUCACCAUCCAGACAUUUUUAGACCUGAGGGUACACUAGCAACCAAUGAAAUUAAAAAUAACAACAUAGAAGCAAUAAAAAAGAAGCCUGAUACGGUUUUCCUGUAUUUUACAGUUGUUACAGCUGUACUAUUAAUGAUAACUGGCGGUACAACUUUAGUAUGGCAGUCCCCAGCAAUAAUUAAAUUCAAAUCGAACGAUACAGAUGUUAACCCACUGGGUAAGCCAAUUGAAACCAUUGAAAUAUCCAUACUAGCAGGAGUUCCGAUGAUGAUGUCACUCAUUGGAGGAUUAGUACUACCAAAACUAGGAGACCUGAUUGGAAGAAAAAAAGCACUGCAAUGUUUAGGACUAGCUAUGCUGCUAUGUUUAACAGGAACAGCUUUCAGCAAUAGAUUUUAUUUAUUUGUUAUUUUAAUUAGUUGUUCAUGCAUCAUUUACAACGGUAUUUGGGGAUUGCUUCCAAUUUAUUUGAUAGAAAUUUCAGAGGAUCAUAACAGGGCUAAAUUUGGUUGUCUUUUGGCUGUAUGUAUGCCUCUAGGGCAGCUCUAUUGUUAUGUUGUCGGUUCGGUCUUUAGCAUAAGAUAUUUCACUCUACUGAAUGCGUUACCGUUAAUUCCUUUUUUAUUACUCUUUCUUUUUGCUCCAGAAAGUCCCGUUUACUCCUUGUUAAUAGGAAAACAAGAUGAAUGUAUGGAAACUUUAAAGAAGUUAAGAAGCAACAAAAGUAAAACGGAAAUUCAAGAUGAUUUUGACAAAAUAAAAAUUGCUUUAGAAGAACAAUCCAAAAAUACAAAUUUUUCUUUGAUUACCAUUUUCAACACGAAAGCAGGUAGAUUAGGUUAUUUUUUAGGCGCAUUACCAAUGAUUGUACAAUUUUUCUCGGGAGUCCCGACCGUUAUGUCACUAAUGGCUCCUACUUUCAACGAAAUUGGGAUCAUAUCUGGAAAUACCAUUGCUAUAGUUGUGGGAGCAGUUAAAGUAUUUAUUUAUUUAUUUACAUCGUUAGUUAUUGAAAGAACUGGUAGAAGACCUUUACUUCUUAUAUCAUCAAUAGGAGCUGGACUAGCAGUAUCCCUAGUAGGAAUUUAUUUUUACGUAAAAGAAAUUAAUUCGACUGCCCUUGAUCAACUUCAAUUUCUGCCGGUGUUGGCCAUUAUAGCUUACGUUGUUUUAUAUUCUAUAGGACUUGGACCUAUUCCUGUAGCUGUGAUGAGUGAAAUGUUUCCUGCCGAUCUUAGGCCAAUAGGUAAUGGUUGCAUAACGACUAGUGGUGGAAUUAUUCUUUCGGUAGUCACCUUCUCCUUUCCUCUUCUAGUCGAACAUAUUGGAACACAUUGGUGCAUGUUUAUUUUUGCUCUCAAUUGUUUCUUGGGUGCGCUGGUAAUUUAUUUUAUUAUGCCGGAAACUAAAGGGAAGAGUGUCGUAGAGAUACAGAAAAUAUUGAAGGAAUUUUAAAAUAGUCUUUUAUGAGAAUUGUGGAAAAGUACGAGUAUUAUGUGUUCACACCAUUAUUCAGUUAUUUGCCCAAAAAGGUUGUUAACCCUACAAUUCUAGAUAUAUUAUUAGGAUUAUUGUAAAUCCAAUUCACAGAUAUAGAUAGGUAAUGGGAGUCGUUUAAUAACAGCUUUUUUUAUUUUUUAUAUUUAACAUCCUUCGGACCUCCCGUGCCAUCACCCUAAUCCUUGUGUAGCCUGGCAGCACUGCAUCUAGCAGCUUAUUGUACCACCAUUCGAAGGUCCUACUACUUUCCCAUUCAUCAAUUUACUCCCUCAUUUACCGUCAUUCAUUCACAUCGUCGAUGGUUAAACGGUAGUUGGCUAAGUCCCAUGGUGCCACGGCCCAUGGUGGAACCUCCCAGCGGUCACCCAUACACAACGUGACAAAAAAGAUCACUGCUUAACUAUUGCGAGAAUGUGGAUGCACACCAAACUCGUGGCUAGACUCUACGGCUAACAAAAGCUUUCUUUGAUGCUAAUGUAUUAUGUUUUCAAACGUUCGACAAUUCUCCAAUGGUGUACCUAAUAGUUUUUUCAUUAGAAUUCAAAGGAUUGUUUUUAAAGUAUUUUAUAAAUGACAAAUUUAAAAGAAAAUGCAUUUUUAACAUAUUUUUUCAACAAAAUAUAAAUUUCGCUGGUUUUAUUCGAAUGUAAUAAACGAUAUUAAUAAAAAAAAUUUGAGUUUCAAAUGAUAAUGAUAAUAAUAAUAAUAAUAGAAUUUUUAUUCAUCAUUUAAUUAAUAACAGAUGGAACACAAUUUUACAAUGUUACGCAUAGUUAAGCUUCUAGGAAUGACAAAGCAUGAAAAUAAAUCUGUUCUUCCAGUCAAUCUUAAAUGAAACUAAGAAUAAUUUAUAAAAAUAAGAUCUUACCUAAUUUUUAUACAAUUAAUAGUCAGUUAUGAAAUGAAUUACGAAACAACUUAUUUUGUGUAACGGAACGAACAGAGCGAGGUCACGCAAAAUGAACGAGAUAUUUCAAAUAUUUUUUAAAAUAAAAUACCGAUAUUACUUUCGUUGCAUUGUUGGUUGCAUAAUUUUCAUUCUCUCUGACAUAUUCAGAAAGAAAAUCAUAAUUAUUCUCAACCAUUAUUUAUUAUUUAGGUACCUACGUCCUAGUGUUUAAGAUAGUUGGUAAUUUUGUCAUAUAUAGAUGGAAACAGUGUUUUGUUUAUUUUAUGCAGAUUUAGGAUGGAAAAUAGAGA
Psylliodes chrysocephalus is the source of this 2913-nucleotide messenger RNA. NCBI's taxonomy places the organism in Eukaryota, Metazoa, Arthropoda, Insecta, Coleoptera, Chrysomelidae. The record is from the annotation of a GenBank genome assembly.